This is a messenger RNA of Prionailurus viverrinus (fishing cat), 2258 nucleotides long. RefSeq lists its product as uncharacterized. The record is from RefSeq and is a predicted model, not a curated record. The transcript is spliced from 2 exons. Bases 337 to 987 code for a protein of 216 amino acids. Lineage: Eukaryota; Metazoa; Chordata; Mammalia; Carnivora; Felidae.
GGUGGGGUGGGGUGGGGAGGAGGCUCAUCAGGGACAGCACAGGAAGGGCCUGGGUGGGGGUCCCGUGUGGCCCAGGGGGAAAAGCCUGAGACCAGCGGGGCGGCCAGGCCACAGCCUGCUGCUCCGUGGUCAGCACUGUGUUGCCAACAGACGCAGCAGGGAGCCGGCACUUUCCGUGCAGGGGCACUGGGUUCUCGGGAACCGAGGCCCAGAGAGGUCAGGCCACUUGCUCAAGGUCACACAGCCAGGGAGCUGCAGAAUAGGAACUCACACCCAGAUCUGUGUUCUCUCCCUGCCUCCCUAUAGAGGCAGGCCGCUGAGGGCCAGGGGCAGUCCAUGGGGUGUGUGGGCCAGAACGGGCCCCCACGUGGCCUGUCAGCCCGGAAGCAGGCAGUUCCCUUCUCCCACCUCGAGAAGAGGGGCGAGGGGCAAGGAAAAUGGGGCACGGCUCCUGCAAGUGCCACCUCGCCCGGCCAUGCCCUCUCCCUGGCUCGGUCUGCGGGCCGGGCCGCUGCAGCACCUGGAAGGAAGGAGGGCUGUGGGCUCAGCCCGGGGGGCCGCCUCUGUGGGGCCGCCCCGCACCGUCCCGGCCCUGGAGCAGUGAUCGGGAGCUCACUGCCUCAAGAGACUGCUCUGAACACCGUAGCUUCUGUCCACUUAGUGGAACCCAAGCCAGGCGCCUUUUACGGAGCCAACAUCGACCUCGGAGCUUCCGCUGCAUUCUCCCUGCCUGAGCCCUGGGACAAGAGGGUCAUCCGUCCCGAGGGGCGGCUGGCCACACUGCCCGCCAAGCAAGCCAUGCCCUGUGCUGGGCGCCACGUGCACAUCGUCCCGUGGAAUCUGCACGGCUGCCCCGGGAGCUUCACGGACGAGCUGCGGCUCUGCCUGCCCACCCUCUCCUCUGCGGGGGGUCGGAGGGUCUGCAGGCUCAGGCCUCCGGGACCCUUCAGGGCCUCCCUGUGUCCCCACCGAGGUCCCAAAGGCUGAGGAAAUAGAAGCUCAAAGAGGACAGAAGCCUGCCCGGGAGCGAAACAGCUAUGAGGAAGGAGACCUUGGGAUGUGGACCCUACGCCACGGGGAUGGUCUGGCCACGCAGCCGGGAGCCCUUGGUCCUGGGCCAACAUCUGCUUCUCUGAGCACGGCCGCUGGGCUGUGCCGGGCGGUGUGGGUGGCCCAGGGGGCCUCAGCUUGGGGGAGCUGCUCCAACCUCCUGAGGCCAGGCCCCAGCUCAAGAGCCUGACUCGGGGGUGGGGUGGGGGCUGUGGACGGUGGUCUGAGGGUCUGCAGCUGGAAACUCUGCCUGCGGCCCCCCCGCCUGCCCGGUGGACACGCUGCAGGCCGAGUUCCCGGGGCCCGGGUUUCUGUGGCUGAGAAACAGGGGCUCUGACUCCCAGGCUGGAGCCGGACAGGGUAGUCAGGGCGGCGUUUGACCUCGCGGUAUGGGGGUCCCCUCCCAGCCGUGCCGCGCUGCCUGCGGACAACACGGAGGCCAGCCAGAGGCCCACACUCGGGGCCUGGGGACCAGGAGGCCCAGCACUGUGGGGCACCUGCAGCCAGGGUGCGCCUGGAUCAGAUCACACCCGAAUGCAGCUUCGGGAACCAAAAAGGGCAAUGGCCGCACGUUGGGUUCCUUGAGCCUGGGCUCGAGGGGACCGACCCAGGGCGCCUCCAGGCCUUUUAGACGAGUGGCAGUAGGGCUCGGAGGUGUUGCUUGAGCACCGGCACGGCCAGGCCCCUCCUGGUUCCCGUCACACCCAUGCUGCCCAUUCUGCUGCCCCCAACGUACUUAAUCGGCCCGCACAUCCGUGCCCUUUCCUAACCAAAAUGUAUAUAUCUAUUUUUAAGUAGGCUCCAUACCUAAUGCAGGCCCGGACUCACGACCCUGAGAUUAAGACCUGAGCUGAGAACGGGGCGCCUGGGUGGUUCAGUCUGUUAAGCAUCUGGCUCUCGAUUGUGGCUCAGAGCACCAUAUCACGGUUUGUGAGUUCGAGCCCCGCGUCGGGCUCUGCGCUGUCAGCGUGGGGCCUGCUUGGGAUUCUCUCUCUCUCUCCCUCUCUCUGCCCCUCCCCUGCUCACUCUCUCUGUCUCCCAAAAUAAAUAAAUACACUUAAAAAAAAAAAAGACCUGAGCUGAGAUCCAGAGUUGGACGGACACUUAACUGACCACGCCACCCGCUCCCCUGAAAUGUAUUCAAAGGGAGCCUUUUGUGUCCCUGCAGGAAGACGUGAGCGACAAGACCCAGGGGGGCCACCUGGUUA